Punctularia strigosozonata HHB-11173 SS5 is the source of this 3384-nucleotide messenger RNA. RefSeq names its product cysteine proteinase. The record is from RefSeq and is a predicted model, not a curated record. Gene Ontology annotation, biological process: protein deubiquitination. Bases 1 to 3384 code for a protein of 1127 amino acids. The transcript is spliced from 7 exons. NCBI's taxonomy places the organism in Eukaryota, Fungi, Basidiomycota, Agaricomycetes, Corticiales, Punctulariaceae. Gene Ontology annotation, molecular function: cysteine-type deubiquitinase activity.
AUGGCGAAGGGCAAGAAGCCGACCCCACAGGAGAUCUACCGCGAGAAGAAGGAGCGGGAGGCGAAGGAGCGCUCCGCCUACCUCCCCCCGGGGCUCGUCAACCACGGCAACACCUGCUUCAUGAACUCUACCCUCCAAGGACUUAUAGCCACCCGAUUUCUGUACGAGCUCGGACACUUCAACCCCGUCCCGGACGCGGCGCAGACGUACGCCGCGCUGCCCAUCCUUGCCCAGCGCUCACCAUUGCUCACGAAUGGGCACGGUCUCGGCGGCGGGUACGAGCAUGACUGGGAGGAGGGCAUGCCGCUCGGGGACGCGUUCCUGCGCGUGAUGCAGCGCGCGUGGGACAUCCAGGACUCGAAGUCGAGGGCGAGCAUGAGUCCCAAAGAAGUUCUGACUGCGAUCGGCACCAAGUUCGAUCAGUACCUCGACUUCCGGCAACAAGACGCACACGAGUUCCUGCGCCAGCUACUCGACGCGAUGCGCAUGGAGGAGUUAGACAUCAUCAAAAAGCGCCAACCGCCGCCUGCGAAGGACAAGCGUAAGCGGCGGCGGCGGAUCGAGCCACCUACGCCUCAAGGGCCGUCGCAGGAACCACAGCCAUCCUCGUCUGAUCCCACCCCAACAUCGCCUCCACCGCCGGCUGCUACCACAGCGUUUGCCCUCCAAUCGCUCUCCGACAUGCUCUUCGGCGGUAAACUGGAAUCGUUCGUCGUCUGCGAGCGCUGCAACCACGUCAGCCGGACCCUUGAAGACUUCAACGACCUCAGCUUGAGCAUAAAGCCCGAGGACUACGCGCGCGAGCGCAAGCGGGACCGUAUCAAGACGCUUGCCAAGAAGUUCAAGUUUCGGUCGUCGCCCAUGGGCUCUACCGGUUCCGGCCUCGGCCUUGGCACUGCUGCGGGAUCGGGAUUGGGAAGGGGCGAUGGCGAUGAGGUGCGGGCGUCGAGUGUACCGCCGAGUCCGAUGCGAAGGAAUUCGGAGGCGCGUGGCGGGGGUGUACCGGAUGAUAUCGAUGAUUCUGCGUUCGUCGCGACGGCGAGCACACCCCGGCGGCGGAGCAUCGAUCUCUCGCCCGGGCUCGCUCCCAACGUGGCAGGGGCUGCCGCGCAAGGUUCCGAACCCCUUCCAACCUUGGCGUCCAUCUCUUCCGUACUACAAGUGGAUGGCAGUGAUUCUCGCGACUUGCAGUCGCAAGCAGAAGGGACUCGAACCCCCGAUCCGUCUGCGGCGCAGCAGCGGGAGAAUGUCGCGUUAGUGACGGACGCUGUAGAUGCCUCGCCGCACGAGGAGGAGAAGAAACUUCGCGAACAUGUCGAGUUUUCUGACGCUGGCAAGCCAGAUAGGGAGAAGAAGGAGAAGGAGAAAGAGAGAGAGAAGAAGGACGACGAUAGCUGGGCGCGCCUGGGUCGGCGAUUGAGCAUGUUCGGGCGGAAGGAGAAAGACAAAGAGCGAAAUAGGAGGAGCCGCUCGCGUGAGCGCAGCCGGCCCGUCAGCCUCGGUCACCUGCCCGAGGGCCAACCCGCCUUCUCCUCCCCCGCGACUCCGCGCCAGUCCGACGCGAGCCGCGCGCUCAGCCCGGAUCUGAAACACGUCCGGCCCGCCAGUGCUGAGCCGCCGCGAACGGCGUCACCCGCCCUUAGCAUCGGCUCACCGCACCUGUCGACCUCGCAGCGCCCGGAUUUUCGCCGGCUGUCCAGCUCGCUCGCGUCCGUGCUCCUCUCCGAGAAGGACAAGGCCAAGGAUGGGAAGCACCACCACCGGCACCACCAUAACAAGCCAUACAAGUCAUACAAGCCGAGCAAGGGCGAAGUGGAGUACCUCCAUCGCAUUCUCGCCGACGUCGGUGGGCCGUCCGCGAACCCAUUCGCGAUUUUCCGAGCGCCGCAGCCGGGCCCGUCCGCGUUGUCCGGCUCACAGUCUUCGACGGCGGCGGCUGGCGCCCAGAACCUAUGGGCGAAGCUCGCGCAGCUGACGAGCUUGGAGGAAUGCCUAAGACUGUUCACGAGCGUCGAGGUGCUCGACGGGGAGAAUAUGGUGGGGUGCAGGCGUUGUUGGAAGAUCGAGCACGGACUGUGGCCGCCACGGACGAAUGGUGGUGCCUCGAGCAGUGAGAGUGAGACCGAGAGUGACGACGGCGAUGAGAAAGAAACUGUGGAAGCGGCUGGAGACGUGGUGGACGCUAAGGAGAAUGGCGAUGACGACGACACCCUCGAUGAGGAGUAUGUCAAGGUCCGCUCAGGAAGCGUGCGUUCGAGCUCGUCGACCGCCGCGACCGACUCCUCGCACGUGCUCUCGUCCUCCGCGACGCUCGCCGAUGCGCCCUCGGACGCGUCAAUCUCGUCUGUGGAGCCUACCAAAACCCCCCCUCCGGUACCGCCCAUACCUAUACCGGACGCCGAUGAACCCGCUACGUACGGCGGGCAGAUCAUCCCCUCCAUUUCGACCACCGCGCCCGAUUCGCCCGCUCCGUAUUUAUCUCCGCCCGCCACUGCCAGACCGGAGAGUAUACCGCCGCCCGUGCCUUCUCCACGGCUGGGCACGUCGCUCUUGGCGUCGAGCUCGCGGGACUCUCUGCGCGCGCCUGACGGUCGUCGACGGAGACCUCCGGGCCUCAAAGACGGCGCCGAGGACAGCGAGCCGACGAGCCAGGACGACUCGGACAGCGACGAGACCAACUCGACGUACACCUACUCGGACGUGUCCGCUGCAGCGUCCCCGGUAGCGUCGCCCAUGGUAUCGCCUAGCGCGUCGCAGGAGCGGCUGGCGCCCGCGAAGGCGCAGCGCACCCAGUCAAAGAUCCCUCGCUCUAAACAGGUCAUCAUGCGCCGGUCUUUUAAGCGGUACCUCAUCGCGGUCCCCCCUCCGGUGCUCGUGAUUCAUCUCAAGAGAUUCCAGCAGAUCUCCAAGGUUCCUGCUCUUUCGUUCUCUUCCGGAUUCAAGAAGCUGGACGACUACGUGGCCUUUCCCGAGUAUCUCGACCUCACCCCAUACCUGGCGCCGAACAGGGAGGAAUUUGGUCUCGGCUCGAAACAUCAUCGUUCAGGGCACGCUGGUACUGCUGCACCAUCGUUACCGAGCAGGGACAAGUCGGGAAAGUGUAUGUACCGGCUGUACGCUGUCGUCCAGCACCUGGGUAACAUGCUCGGGGGCCACUACGUUGCGUACGUCGCGCUCCCGCCCUCGCGCAAGGACGCGCCCGUGUCCUCCCCCUCGUCAGAAGGCACGCCGCGCGACGACUCGGCGACAUCGCGGCAUAGCAAGGAGUCAGGGGCCGAGGCGCAGCGAGAGUGGGCGUACGUCAGCGACACGGUCGUCCGGCUGACGACGCUCGACGAGGUUCUCAAGGCGAAGGCGUACAUCUGCAUGUACGAGCGGAUAUAA